AUGGAUACUUUCAUGGAGUUUUAUUUUGACGAAGUUUUCAACAAUUUGGAUCGUGACUGUUUGAGUGAGAGGUUUAAACGGAGAGAACUCGUCGAAUAUUUCAAUUCUGUCAUUGCUGGAUGUGCUAAAGGUCAAGAGAAAACCGAUGACGCGACCUGCAAGAACUUCGUGUUAUCAGCUCUAAGAUAUCACAACAGCUGUAAGUCUAACAAUGGGGACGUCUGCCUGAUGGGGAAGUACCAUAACCUGCUGUACAUUGCCAUGAAGUUAGCCUUUGACUGGAGUCUCCAAGACAAUGGGGUUGUGGCCGCUUUGCUGGAUGAGAUGUAUUUCUGUGAGAAGACCUUCGAGAGGAUAUUUCUGGGGGCAAUAUUUGGGACAUCGGCACCUCAUUUCUUGGCCGGUUGGAAAUCUGACUUUAUAGAUAAAGAAGAGAAUAUACAUGCACUGGUUUUCUUCUUAGAUCACGCUACCAACGCCAACUUGGAAUAUAAAGAAGGGGACAAGACGUACAGGUUUAUAGAUGUCCCUUUAGAAAGUUGUGGCAUGGCAUCGCCUGUGCGAGUCGUCAUACAAAUGGGAGCAGCAGAAAUGCUAAUGAUUUUACUCAGAUUUGGAGCAAGAAUUACAGUACAAGACAACAUUGCUACCAAUCCUGUUGAAUCUAUACUAGACAGGCUUAAAGAAUAUAAUAGAAAAUAUCCGUACGAACUUGUUACAUGCCUCAAAUUAGCUUUAAGAGCGGUGCCUCAUGUAAAUUUUACAGUGAACAAGAAACAAUAUCAGGAUUUAGAAUUGCCUGACGAUUACAACUAUCAAAGGAAAGUUGCUUUGGAGAAGUAUGGGGAAAUAUUACAAGAUCAUCUAGUACCUACUUCUAGAUGUGGCCUAAAACCCGUGGAGUUGAAACACCUCUGUAGAUGUCAAGUAAGACAGAUGCUAUGGAGUAAUUUUGAACUGCCGUUUGGGAUACCAAAACUGCCUAUUCCUGUAUCGCUGCAAAGGUAUUUAGAUUUGUUUGAAGAUUAA
Pectinophora gossypiella (pink bollworm) is the source of this 1029-nucleotide messenger RNA. RefSeq lists its product as uncharacterized. NCBI's taxonomy places the organism in Eukaryota, Metazoa, Arthropoda, Insecta, Lepidoptera, Gelechiidae. The record is from RefSeq and is a predicted model, not a curated record. The coding region runs from base 1 to 1029 and encodes 342 amino acids. The transcript has 3 exons. Gene Ontology annotation, biological process: intracellular signal transduction.